GUAGUAGAGUAAUAUUGUAUUGUAUUGAAUUGUAUUGUAUUGUGUACUAUAUGCCCUUAUUCGCUUGCACAUCGGGCAUAAUGUGUUGCUUUGUAUAACAAUGUAGCUUUCAAUGCUCUCAACCAGUAGAUAUUUUGCAUUGAUAUCAAUAAGUUGUAUCAAUUCAAAUGGAAUUUAUAAAAAUUCUAUUUAAUAUUGCAUUCACAGUGCUGCCGUUGCUACUACUACUGCUGCUACAACAAAUACCAGCAGCGAGGAGCACAAUAACGCAACGAUCUACUACUGAAAAUAAAUUUCAAAAUGCCGAAACAUCGACGAUCGCAACAAAAAUUUCACAAACAACAACAAAAACAACAGCAACACCAACAAUAAUAACAACAACAACAACAACUACAAUAAAUAAUAAAAACAAAAACAAUAUAACGACAACAACAACAACAAGAGCACUGCGUAAACAAGAGCAAAUAAUAGAUAAUUCUAUAGAUUUCGCAGUUGAUCCAUGCGAUGAUUUCUAUCAGUACGCCUGCGGUGAAUGGAAGCAACAAUUGUACGAGUAUAAUGAUGAAGAUACUGAUGCUGAAGACAAAAGUACUGAACGUGUGUUUGGAGCUAAUGAAGCUGAACAAAGUGUAAAUGAUGAUGCUGAUGCAGAAAGUGAUAAAUAUGAUCGCACUUUAGCUAUGAUCGAUUAUUUGGCAGACAAAGAGGUGCUAAGAUAUUUUAAUGUGAGAAAUAUGACAAAGAAUUUAAAUACAACAACAACAUCAACUGCGGGAUCACAAACAACAACAACAAAAGAGCCGGAUUUUAUAAUAAAAGUGUAUAAAUAUUAUAAAUCAUGUAUUGCCAUACAACAGUAUGAACCUAUUAAGUAUUUGGAAUGGUUGGAGUUGAAUGAACACGUUAAAUGGCCUUCAUUGAUAAACACAACAACAGCAAACAGCAAAGAACACGAUGCCCAUAAACAUGAUCAUGCAGCUGUGGCAGAGGUUGCGGGCGAAGAAGUAGAUGAAAUUAUAAUGGACGACGACGAUGAUGAUGAUGCUGUUGAUGCUGAUGAUGAAGCCGAAGAAAGUGAAAGUGGUGAUGAUGACAAUAACGAGGAGCCUGCUCAGGACUACGACUCCAGUUGGAUUACUACGCUGGCUAUUUUACGCAAAUAUGGUAUGAAUGGCAUCUUCAUAGAGGAAGUCAUUUACAACACCAAAAGCCUGCCCUCCAAAAUGUUUUUGGGUUUCAAUAAACCCAUUAAACAGGGUGGCUUUAAAAGUUUGAAAAGUGAUCAUCUGAAAAUUGUAUUAAACAAUUUGAAAUUGCAGUUCUCAGAAGACUCUUUCAAAAAACUAUGGCUGCAGGUGACAAAAUUUGAAUGGGAAUUAACCAAACUCAAUGAUCUGGGCGAUGAGCUGGGCACCGUUAUCAUACCAAUUUCACAUUUGCCCGUGUCCUGGUUAGUAGACUAUUUAAGAGUAAUAUUGCAGCAAACCAAACCACUGGACUCAAGUAUGCGCAUUGUUUUAACAAAUGCUGGCUAUUUUAUGGCUUUGAAUGAAUUGCUCAAUGAAUACGAGAAUAAUUUUCUAAAUCAAUAUUUACAAAUACGUUUUCUCUGGCAUUUGUAUCAGCAAGAGCCGCAAACAUUUCAACCUCUUGAUUGUAUACUGCACAUAAAGCAUUAUAUGCCCCUGGCCUUUGAAUGGAUAUUUGAGCAACAAAAUCAGCAUUUACAUGAAGAAAUACCCAAGAUACAGGACUUGUAUAGCAAUCUGAGGCGCCAGUUUAAUCUCACUUUAUAUACAAAUAAGAAUAAUUUUGAUUCGGCCACCUUGGAUCACUUUGUGAAAAAGUUGGAAUCUAUACAGUUAAAUGUGGGCUCAUUUGUGGACAUUGAUCGUUCAAAGUUUUUCUAUGAAAAUCGUAAGUUCUACUCCCAUCUAAUAUUGUCAUCGAGAGAGUUUUUCUCUAACCAUUUGAAAAUGUUGAAAUUCAAUUUUAAUUCCUUGCACUUUGGCAUGCGCACUGUAAACACCUAUUCGCACUACUACGACAUGCAGGAAUACAAUCGGGGUCUAACAUCAGCUCCCCAUUUCAAUAAACGUCUUAAUAUUCUACAUAUACCGCUGUCUCUACUACAACCACCCCUAUAUCACAAGGAUUUCACGGACAUUUACAAGUACAGCUCCAUGGGUUUCAUUUUAGCCCAAACCCUAAUGUAUAGCUUCAAUUUAAAUGGCCUGGCUGCAGCUGAACACCCCAAGCUAUUUAAGCAUUUAAAAUGUCUGGGCUCCUGGGACUCUGCAGAAGUCAAUGAUAAAAUAGCCGAUGUCAGUGGCUUUCGUUUGGCCUAUCACAGCUUCUUUCAGGCGCAUGCCAAUACCUUAGUAUCGAAUCGUAAGAAAUUUUUCCUCAACUUUGCCCAAUCAUUUUGUGGUGCCUCACGCUCCUCAGAUGAUGAUCUGGGCCGGAGUCCUGUCAACUAUGCUUUGGCUCAGUUUUCCGAGUUUGCCAAAACCUUUGAGUGUUCACCUGAUAGUCAUAUGCAUCCACAUGAAAAGUGUUAUUUAUGGGAUUAAUUAUAAUAAUGAAAUAACAAAAAAAAACAACUAAAUUUAAGUAUUAAUAUUAAAUAUUUUAGCUGUUAUUUAUAAUAAAAUUUUUAUUUUAUUAAAGGUUUACAAACUAAAAUUUCCAUAGAAAAUUUCUUUCAAAAAUCCUUUAAUAAAAUAUAAAUUUCAUCAAGAAUAAGAGAAUUUAUUUGUAAUUUAUUUUAGUAUUUUAAUUAUUUUUUAUACAAACAAACACACAAAUAAUCUGUUUUAAAUAAAAGUUUAAGUUAAUUUAAAAGGAGACAACCUUAAAAAUCCCCACAAAAGCCAAGAAAA
Calliphora vicina (urban bluebottle blowfly) is the source of this 2882-nucleotide messenger RNA. RefSeq lists its product as uncharacterized. The record is from RefSeq and is a predicted model, not a curated record. The transcript has a single exon. Gene Ontology annotation, biological process: proteolysis. Gene Ontology annotation, cellular component: plasma membrane. Bases 168 to 2573 code for a protein of 801 amino acids. Gene Ontology annotation, molecular function: metalloendopeptidase activity. NCBI's taxonomy places the organism in Eukaryota, Metazoa, Arthropoda, Insecta, Diptera, Calliphoridae.